Messenger RNA from Zootermopsis nevadensis, 11512 nucleotides. It is a transcript of the gene Eph, whose product is annotated as Eph receptor tyrosine kinase. Gene Ontology annotation, molecular function: ATP binding; protein binding; transmembrane-ephrin receptor activity. Gene Ontology annotation, biological process: axon guidance; ephrin receptor signaling pathway; protein phosphorylation. NCBI's taxonomy places the organism in Eukaryota, Metazoa, Arthropoda, Insecta, Blattodea, Termopsidae. The record is from RefSeq and is a predicted model, not a curated record. Gene Ontology annotation, cellular component: dendrite; plasma membrane.
UUUAGUCGAUGUUUGAGAGUCGCGGCGGUAGGAUUCAUUGUGUCUGUAUAUGCUUACCUGAGGUCACACCAUAUGUUCAUGUGAUAAAUGGAAGCAUUUCAAAGUGUUUAUUACUGAGAACGUAUCGUGUAAAUUUUCUAUCGAAAACACCAUCUUUAUUAGUGAUUUUGAAAAGUACAAUCUAACCUCUGUCGUGAGGUGUUUGUCUGUGAAAGUAUCUGAAGAAAUUAUUUUGUUUUGUGAACAUCGAAAGAGGAGAAUGAAAUAUUCUUUUUACAAAUGAAGAACGGACACCGGUAUUGUCAGACAAGUCGGUCCUCCUCUUAUUCUGCGAAUCCGGUUACAACAAAAUGGCGGUGGCCUGUGGAGGAGUUUGGGAUGCCCCAGCGCCAAGAAAGCAAGAUUCCAGCCUACAGAUGCAGCUCAUUCUGCUGACGUGAUAUCCCAAUUGAAAAAUACAAUCUCACCUGCACAAAGGAAACAUUCCUUCUCUGACACCGCCUCCAGAUGCAAAAUAUUUAAUAUUUUUAUCUUUGUGUGGUUGUUUUGCACUGUUGCAAACUUUCUGGUGGAGGUACAAGUUACUUUCAUUGUUGGAAGUGCGAUACUAGCGACAAUUUCGCCCACCUGUGAUAUAUAUGGGAAUUAACAUUUAAGUAUCUUUUUUAAGAUCUAUUUCGGACAUCCAUAGCGUGAUAUGAGCUGUGUGAGUGUGUGUACUAGGAUUGUGGUGUGUUUAAGUACAGUCUGACGAGUUAUUGAUAAUUGUAUUUUUGAUACAGACUGUAACGGAAAUAACAAAUUACAUACAGGAUAUGAAAACGAUGUUCAGGGUGAUUGUUAUCGCAGCGGUCCAGACUUGGUUUGUGUAGAAAUUUCUGCAGAUUUGGAAGUCGCUUGUACAGGAACACACAUGACGAUCUUGGCUUCAGACCCGUGUCCCCUAAUUGCCGCUAUGCUAUAAAACGAGGCAAAUUGCGGAAGGUGGAAGUGUGGACGAUGGGCGGGCAGUUGCUGAGGCUGCUGCUUCUUCUGUACGCCGCCGUAGCGCUGCUGUGUUCCAUCGCUUCAGCUGAACAAGUUGUGUUGCUGGAUACGACCCAAGAGGCCACUCUGGAAUGGACCCGCUACCCUUACGGACCACAAGCCAACACACCGGGGUGGAUCGAGGAGAGUUUCACCAACUUUGAUAAGGGCAUCAACUGGAGGUCAUAUGUUGUUUGUGACGUAGCUCACAACAAUGUGAAUAACUGGCUGUGGACUCCAUUUGUGGAACGAGGGAUUGCAAAUCGCAUCUAUAUUGAGAUCAAGUUCACAAUCCGGGAUUGCUCGUUGUUUCCGGGCAAUGCUCUAUCGUGCAAAGAAACUUUCAGCCUGCUGUACUAUGAAUUUGAUGCAGCAACAAGAGAACCUCCACCGUGGGAACCAGAGAGCUACAAGCUCAUUGGUCGAAUAGCAGCAGGAGAGGGCAGGUUCAAUACAAACAGUGAGGUGAUCAUCAACACUGAGGUCAAAUCCAUUCCUGUCACAAAGAAGGGGGUGUACUUUGCCUUUCGUGAUCAGGGAGCCUGCAUCUCACUUCUAGCCAUUAAGGUAUACUACAUUACGUGCCCUGAGGUUACAGUGAAUUUUGCCCACUUUCCGACGACUCCAACAGGGCGUGAGGUGACAUUCAUUGAGCAAGCAACAGGCCGCUGUGUGGAAAAUGCAGAGGAGGUGGACACUCCCACUUAUCUUUGCAAGGGUGAUGGAAAGUGGUACUUACCCACUGGUGGAUGCAAAUGCAAGGCUGGUUAUGAGGCUGACCACGAGAAGCAGACCUGCAAUGUUUGCCCUCCAGGUAAAUACAAGCAUGCUACAGGAGAUGAACACUGCCAGCCUUGCCCAGAUCACAGCAAGGCACCAGACUAUGGCUUCUCUGAGUGCCGCUGUAAUUCAGGGUACUAUAGGGCAGCCAAAGAUCCCAAGAACAUGCCUUGCACCCAACCUCCAUCAGCACCACAAAAUCUGACAGUAGGAUUUGUGGACCAGUCUACAGUAAUUCUGUCAUGGACACCCCCUCACUUUCAAGGAGGAAGAGUGGACACUGUAUACAGAGUAGAGUGUGAUUCCUGUGGACCCGGCGUCUCGUAUAGUCCCAGCACAGCAGUUUUCAAUGACACAAAGGUGACCAUAACUGGACUAAAUCCAGUUACAACGUAUAGGUUCCAAGUUUUUGCAGAAAAUGGGAUAACAGAAUUGGCUGGUGAAAGUGAUUAUGUUGAUAUCACAGUGACCACAGAGGCCUCUGUCCCAUCCAGUGUUAUAAAUGUUAGAGUGACAUCUGUGAAGUCCACAGAGAUGUCUUUGGCCUGGGACCCACCACACACCAUUGAUGCCACUGAUACAGAGGGUGAUAUUGUUGAGAUGUAUGAGGUUCGCUGUUUUGCUCGCCAUGAUGAUGGCAAUGCAUCCAGUACACUAACUAAAGAACAGCAAACAACAUUCACGGGGUUACGUCAGAGAACAGAAUAUGGCUUCCAGGUUCGAGCUAAAACAACCCAUGGAUGGGGAGAAUUUAGCCCGACCCUCUUUAAAACAACUGGUCAGAUUUUAGGGACAGCAAUUGUGGGCGAUGACGACAACAUGCAAGUGAGAAUUAUUGCAACAGUGAUUGUUGUGGUUGUCAUGUUCCUAGUUGUAAUCAUCAUUGUGGCUGUCCUCUUCUUCCGAAGGAGGGGUAGUGAUGAAUGCAACAAGAAACAGCCAAGUGAUUGCGACACGUUGGAAUAUAGAAAUGGAGAAGCAGGAUUAGUAGUCACCUACAUCCACUGCAACUUGGACAGUCCUUCUAUUGUAACCACACAUACCAAUGGAUUGACAACACCACUCUUCACCGCAGUUGGCGCAUCAAGCCGAACCUACAUCGAUCCCCACACAUACGAAGAUCCUAAUCAGGCAGUCAGAGAGUUUGCUAGAGAGAUAGAUGCUUCAUGCAUAACUAUUGAAGCGAUCAUAGGUGGGGGAGAGUUUGGCGAUGUGUGUCGAGGAAAGUUAAAAUUGCCACCAGAUGGUUGUCGAACAGAAAUUGAUGUUGCCAUCAAGACUCUGAAACCAGGCAGCUCAGACAAAGCAAGAAAUGAUUUCCUUACUGAGGCAUCUAUCAUGGGUCAAUUUGAACAUCCAAAUGUGAUAUUCCUGCAGGGUGUUGUUACAAAGUCCAAUCCAGUCAUGAUCAUCACAGAAUAUAUGGAGAAUGGCUCUCUUGAUACAUUCCUUAGGGCUAAUGACGGCAAAUUCCAAGUCAUCCAGCUGGUCGGGAUGCUGCGAGGCAUAGCCUCAGGCAUGCAAUAUCUGUCUGAGAUGAACUACGUCCACAGGGAUCUUGCAGCCCGUAAUGUGCUGGUCAAUGCUCAGCUUGUUUGCAAGAUUGCAGACUUUGGGUUGAGUCGUGAAAUAGAAAGCACUACAGAAGGGGCAUACACAACAAGGGGGGGCAAGAUUCCUGUGAGAUGGACUGCACCUGAAGCCAUAGCAUUUCGAAAAUUCACGUCUGCCUCCGAUGUAUGGAGUUUUGGUAUUGUAUGUUGGGAGGUGAUGUCAUAUGGCGAGAGGCCAUAUUGGAACUGGUCAAACCAGGAUGUCAUCAAGAGUAUAGAGAAGGGCUACAGGUUACCAGCACCAAUGGACUGCCCAGAAGCCAUCUACCAAUUAAUGCUGGAUUGUUGGCAGAAAGAAAGAACUCAUAGGCCAACAUUUGCCUCCAUUGUUAAAACACUUGACAAACUCAUUCGAUGCCCUGACACCUUGAGGAAAAUAGCACAGAACAGGACUGGCAACCCAUUAGCACCAGAUGCCCCAGAUAUGACUCAAUUCAAUUCAGUGGAAGAGUGGCUCAACUCUAUCAAGAUGGCACGCUACCUUGAAAACUUUGAGCGUGCAGGAAUUACGUCCAUGGAUGCUGUAGUGAGAGUUACAGUGAAAGAGCUUACUGCACUUGGUAUCACACUUGUAGGUCAUCAGAAAAAGAUAAUGAACAGUGUGCAAGCGAUGAGAGCACAAAUCACAGCUAAUCUCUCAGAAGGGUUUCUGGUUUAACCUUGGCUAAUCUUGUGUUAGUGUUUUUCCUGUUUAUUUAGUGGACAGACUGAACUGUUAACUAAGGCAAAUAUGUGGACAUCUAAAUGUGAUAUUUGGCUUAGAGCAUAUAUCAAAUUUUUUAAACACAAAUGCCAUGUCAGAAAGUAACUGCAGAUCCUUGGUUUAAGUGUAAGCUAUUUUCUACUGGCUGGUAAGAAGGUCUUUUUUCAUGUCCCUCCAUAUAUAAGAUAUGCACAGGCAGUGUUUAAACAUGGUGAGUGCGAUAUUAAAGAAGCUUCACUGGUGUUGGAAAAAAUGGGUUUGGUUUGCCAGCCAGCAGACUUUACGGCAGUUUUGACUGCAUGCCUUUACUUUCGGUAGCUGUGAAAAAUCACACAAAUUGAAAUAUAUUCCAUUGGGAGAGAUUUGUGAAUUUGUCUUUGAAAUGUGAAUCAUCUCAGGUGUGAAGCAAUGACAUGUCUCAUACCAAAGGGGCAGAAAGAAAUCUGUGUUAUCCGAUUUAAACUAGGAGCCUGAUAAACAGAAGAAACAAACUGAUGUACUGUGCCCUGUGAGUUGCCCAUUCUUGGAAAACUCAUUAUUAGUGUGUUGUGUUUUUGUGUCAGUGCCAUGAGAGUGAAAAAAGACUGUGAAAGAAAUAUUUCAAUAAAAUUCUAUGAAUAGUUUCCUCUCUCACCGUGUUAUAUAUUUCAUUUUUGUGUAGAAAAUCUCUGCAUUGGUGAAAAAAUCAAAUGCUACAGUUUCAAGACUAUUGAAUCAAAGCAAUAUUGUGGGUGUGGAUGCAAGAUGUGAAAAAGCUUCAAGAUCUGUUUUGUAAGUGCGUCUGUGGGUGUAUACCAUUCAUUACUGACAUAACCAAGUAACUUCAGAAAUAUAUGUAACCUACUUUAUUCUGUGCUGAUAGUGUCAGCAGUUUAUACUACAUAAUGGUGAACCUUAAUGGGGCUGAUUUGAAAAAAGAGCCAUUCCUUAUACAUAGAUGGUACCCUUUCCUGUAAUCAUUUGAAAGGACCUAUGCUGAAUGAUGAAACAGUUUAUUAGAUAUCUUUAAACAUGUCUUGGUUUUACAAGAGAGAAACAUAAACACAGAGUGUUCAUAAAGUAAAGGCACAGUAGAAUGAAUAUACAAACAGAGAAGAAUAUAUUAUUUUACUGUUAAUUUGACCUUUAUGAACAUCCUAUACACUUAUUAGUAGUUAAUUUGUAUAUUACUUCAUCUCUGAUAAACAUCUUUGUUCAAUUAUUAUAUGAAUAUUACAUUUUAUUUUGUAAGAAAUCCUAUUUUAACAUGGGUCUCAUGAUACUGCCAACUCAUAAAUGUGUUUCCUCAGAAUGUAUCUAUGCCUCUGUGCCAAGAUAUUGGUUAGAUACGGCUCUGAAAACAUCCUGGAUUAUGUCUUAUUUUUAUAUGUGUGUGUUCAUCAAAGAGUCCAGAUAUUAAAACAAUAAAACGUCCAUUUUUAUUCCUAUGGUAUGGAAAGGGUUUUGCAAAUGGAAUUUCACAAACAGCAGGCUUCUAAUGGUUAAUUGCAAACUACUGAAGUUGUUAUAUUUUUGCCUAUUGCCAGGAAACCCAUAUAGACCUCCUUCAAUAAAUUGAUGUAUUUAAUUCAGAAUUACAAGAUAUGUUUUUCUUCUCCAGCAUCCUCUGAUUGUUGUGAAAACUAACAGACAAUAUUAAUCUGACAACCCACAGGAACAUUUUUUCUGGAUCAUGAUUUAAGGGCAUGUCUCUGUUUUCCUGAUAGCUCAGUAUAGUGACUAGCUAUGGACUGGACGACUGGGGUUCGAUCUCCGACGGCAGAGAAUUUUUUUCUCUGGCCUCUCCGUCUAGACCAUUUCUGGGGCUCACCUAUCCUCCUAUCCAAUGGGUACCAGGGUCCUUUCCUGGGGGUUAAGGGUGGCCGGGGCGUGAUGCUGACCACUCCCCCCCCCAUCUAGUGCCAUGGUCAAGAAUGAGUAGAACCUGUACCUCCACUUCCCCCCAAACAACCUACAUGGCAUGUAGCAGGACAGCUUUACUUUUGCUUUGUCUGUGUUUCCAAGAUUUUUGACAUUACUGUCAGUGCCAUUCCAUAAUUCUUGACAAUCCAUCAGUAGCCGUGGUGUAUAGGUAAUUGUUUGCAAAAAUAUGGUAUUAAAAUUCCCGUUUUUAUACAUUCAAAUCAGUCAUCCAACUGUUGUGUAUGAUUAAAUAAUGCAUUGCAUAAUUAUAUAGAGAUAUUCCAGUUUGUUUUCCAAGUCAUUGAUGCUUUUAAAAUGAAGAAAAAUAUCUUCAAAACAUAUCAUUGUAACCUCCUGUUUCUUCAGUAAUUGUUUAUAAAAAUAAAGAAAAACAGAUGGAAAUAUGCCUGCAUUUCUGUCCCACAUUUAAAGAUUCAUAUAUUAUUGGCAGUGAAUUAGCUUCAUAAUCUGGAUAUUGCAUUAUUAUUUAUUUUACAGGAACUAGACAGGUUCUGUCCUUCACAUGGUGUGUUGUGUGGUCUGUAGUCUGGAUUGUGACUGUAAAUAUGAAGGUCAUAAUGGCAGCUGAAAUUGGUAACAGUGAACAUUAUUCAGAACACUUGUAACUGAUCUGAGACAUUAUGUGUCGAUCAAGACUAUUUAAUCUUUGUCGGCAGUGUGUCAUGGCCCAUGCACUGUCCACUUUGCUGUGCUUCACAGUAGCAUACUGCUUAAGUGUGAACCCCAGAGUUGGAGUCCAUCUGGCAGCCCCUUCGUGUGGGUGUGUAAAUUCCCCAGUCCCACAGAAUAAAAGAUAACCUGAAUUAAAGAAUUGCCUGUAGGAAAAUAAUUAUCCAUUCGCAAAUUGCAUUGCUUUUCUUUUCUUAUUACAUAUUUCAGUGAAACUGUUGUCUCUACAGCAAUAUGAGAAACUAUUGCAGUUUUUAUCCAGACUUCAUGGAUAUAAAUUGCAUUGUUUCAAAAUGUCUGUAACAUUUGUCUAGUAACAUCAUGUAAGUACUUUUUUUGGACAUUGCCAUUGUGUGUAUAAAAUGGUACAUAUUAAGAAGGAUUAUUUUGUAGUAGGAUUUGAGGUUGUCGUGGUGGUGGGUCUGAAGACGGCCAUCUUGAGGCUUAAUGUCUUCAGAUAAGAGAAAAGACAAUCUUUGCAACAUAAUACCAGUAUAUAUUUUUAUCCAGACAGAGGGCAGUAUACAAGGAAAGUACUGUCAUUACAGUUAUAUUGUUGCAUUGUCAGGGUUGCAGAGUUAUAGAAAUACCAUCAGAUAAUAUCAAUAUAUUGUUUUGUUUAUACCCAGGCAAGUGAUAUUCAGCCACUAUUGCUUAUUAACAAAAAAAGUCAUUAUGUAUGAACAGACUUGAUACCAAAAAAUUUGGAAAACCCAAAAAGUGGAAUCGUUAAUCUCAUGAGAGGAAAAUGGUAAUGCCAGAAAUAUGUAUGUCACAAGUUAUGACCAAUAUGUUUUACAUCCACAUACAGUUUGGAGUGGGAGUCGUAACAUACGGAUGGCCAUCACCUGGUUUCAGUAAUCCGUUCUUAAAGAGAGAUGAACAAUAUGUUAAUUAAGAAUUCGUCUGUGAAUAGUUACUGUGCAACAUCUUGUGGAGCUAAUAUUGUAUAAAAUGGACAAAGAGGCAAUAAUUCUGGUUAAUGGUGGGAUAAGAAGAUUGCAAGAUUUGUGCAGAAAUGUUCUUAAUGUUUGUGUGUGAAUAUCUGAGUGUCUUUAUUUUCUAUUUGUGUAUUCAGUCGAAUGGAUGCAUUAGUUUUUAGACUGAAGAAAAGAUUUUCUUUUGCCUAGUAACAACUAAAUGCAAUGAAAAUGUUACAAAAACAAGAAUGUUUUAUAAAUUCUGUGACUAAAUUGCAAUUAUUUUCAUGUCACAUUACAUAGUCCUAUCUUACCAAACUAUUUCUGUGUUUCUGUUGUUAAUGAUAAUUGGGCACUUACAUUGCCAUUAGUCUAGUAGUCUAGCAACCAAGAUGGAUAGCUUGGGGGGAGGGGGGGCAAGUAUUGGUAGAUGUGAACAGUCAAUACUGUUAUACUUUGGCUGUAUUCAACUGUUCUACUUGUAAUAUUUCAUAUGCAGGAGGUACAGGAAUUUGAAUUGUGUGUGAUAAAAAAAAGACCUCAUGAUACAUGGUGUUUAAGCUACCUACCACCUUGAUCAAGCAAUUAUUUACAUUGGAGGCAAUUUAUAAUCAUUCUAAUUAUGAUCUGACAACUUACAAGCUGAUGGCUGUGAUAAAUUUCAUUGUUCUUGAACAUGUGUUUUUAAAGUAGCAUUUCCAGAAAACACUGAAAUUCAGGCAGUGUUAAUAUUCUGUCUAUAAAAAUCCAUUGACUUGAUUUUAAAUUUCUUGCCCUCGUAAUGUUCCAAUGGGAAAAUUCCUCUGCACUAAUGUCAAGCAAAUUAUUUAGGUCUAUCGGCCAGUAACCAUUUAUAAUUUAAUAAUAAUUAAUGAGUUGAAUGUAAAAGAACUGGCUACUAGAAAUUUUUUUGUCAUAAUAAACUAACCAUUUUCUUAUUAAGUGAAUUAUGAAUUUGAUGUAUGAAAUAUGAAGUGAGAAACUGUUUCUGGUAUUAAAAUGUAUUGAUUUUAAGAAUUUAGUAUCACAACAAAUUCCAGACAAAAAAUAUUUAAAAAAAAUGAGCACAUCACUGUUCGUUUAUACAUACAUGAUUUUUAGUAACAUUUUGUAUCUCAGGAUAAAACAGUAGUGACAUAUCAUGAAUCUUAACUUUGCAACCAAUGAACAAAAAUUGCUUUGUGAUCAAAAAGUUAAUUGAAUAUGUGGACAGAUUGAUUAUAACAACCCAAAAAGAAAUAUAAGAAGAACAGGGAAAGCAGUAAGUAUAUCAUAUGACUGUGCCCUGCACGCUUCUUUUUGUCGCUGUGCUAUCAUACGAAACAUUGCAAUGGUGGGAAUACCUUUUUUUGUUGCCACAGAGGGCUAUGGAUUAAUGUAAGUGCCCAAUAAAAGUGGAAAUUUCUCAAAAAUAAAUUUCAUCAACAAUAUUCUGGCCAAGUAUACCACUUUGAUUUUUAUAUAGCAUUUGAUGUUAUUUCAUUUUUUCUGGAGAUUGAUAUAUUGGUCCCCAUUUUAAACAGAUAUUUAUACGACUACUACUAUAUUUUCAAGCAAGGUGACACACCAUUGUAACAAGCGUUUUAUGUUUCUUUUGCUGUUGGUGAGUGUUAAAUAUUGGAAUAGUGGAAAUUAGUUCAGAAAGCUUGAGAUAUAUUAUGGUUUUAGUAUAAAACAAUAUAAAUGGCAUUAAGUGACUAAUAUUUUUUGUCACAAAGGUUUCAAGAAUUUCUUAAGAAGUCACCAUUGAUAUCAGUGAAACAAGAAUCAACUUCCAAUAAAUUAUUUGAAAGCAGUUGAUACACAUCAGUGCACAAAGUGAUACUGAUAAUUUCUUGAAUCACCUUUCUGUGGUAUUGGUCUUGGCUUCUGGGCCUGAGGUAUGUUCAUUGCUUAGAUGUAUCAUACAGUUCAUCCAUCACUUAUGAAUAAAUUUGUGACUGGCUAGCUUUCAUUUCAGGAAAUUACCCAGUCACAGGCUAAAUCUUCCUUCACACAAUCCACAGAUAAUUCAAGACACUUUUGAGAUGCUACGAGUACAUUUAAGCAACUGAUAUCAACUUAAACCCAAAGGUGUAUAAUAAACAGCAAAAAGAACCUGCAAUCAAGAACACCUGAACAUUUCAAAACAUAUUUUUGAAUCUUGGUUAAAGGUGUCAACCAUUUGUCUGCGAAGUGUUCUGUAUGGUUCUGGGGCUUAUCAUUUCCAUAAUCAUCACCAUCCAUGCAUGUUUCCAUUGCUGCACCCACAUUCAUUCUUUUCUCUUGUUUUUGUAUUCUGACUAUUCUUUAUCUCUCUAUAUCAUGUUUCACCUGACCAUGUAAUUUCAUUUUAGACCACCGUACUGUGUGUAAAUCUGUCCUUGAUAUUAUAUUGCUCUUAAAUUUAGAUAAAUGGCGAGAUAACUCCAAUCUUAAUUUCAGCAAUAUUUCUUGUAAAGGUGUGCUUAUUCUUAGGUCCAUUCUUCUGUUUGUUCCAAUUAUACUGUUCAGUAAUAUUCCAGCAGUCUGUUAACCCAUUGUAUUUUGAUGUUGCACGAUAUCUGUCCAUUCAGGUGGUGAUUACUAUUUUAAUGGCUGUGAAACAUCACUGGAUAAAGGGCGAAACAGUUUAUUUACUGAAGAACAGAUAUACUUUAUCUAGAAAGAAAUGUUUUGAUAAACUUUUGGAAUUUAUUUGGAUGUUUUAAGUUGAUUUGGAGUGGGUGUUUUAGAAGACAAAAUCAAAUAGUAUUGACUUGGGUUGUGUUCGUUGUGCACUGUGACUGUGUCUUCAUGCCGUGGCAGUGAUACUAAAUGUAUAUUUUCCAUUUUUCUUAUAUUCUCUACUUCCAUGAUAUAGCUUAUUUAAUAAAAUAUCUCCUUCUUCUAUGGCUCUCCGUUCCGUAUUCGGUCCAUGGCCUUCUCAAUUCUCCUCUUCCAUUCGGUCCUCUGUUAGGUCCGUCUGUCCGAGGCUUUGAUUGAGGUUUCAAAACAUCUUCCUUUUUACGGUGCAAGGUUGUUAGCCUUGCGACCAACCCCCAACCUGGAGGACCAUUCACCAUUACUAAUUCUUUUUAUCUCAUCUUGCAUUGAGGCUAGUAAACCUCUUGAGAAUGAUACUGAGUUUCAUUUUGAAGAACCACUUUUUAUAUUAUGCCUAGUGUUUUAUGGGAAACACAUUUUGGAAACUCUUUUAUUAUUUACUGCUGCAUAUAUCUAAAGCAUUCUGGACUAGAGAAAGAAGCAGGUAGAAAGACACUGUACUUCCAAGAUGCCAAAUCAGCUAAUAUUACACCAAUGCAAAGGGCAAAAAUAAUUAUAUUAUUAAAGUGGAGAAUGUUGACAAAUCCAGCUCUGUAUAUUUCUAAAGUUGUGAGAAAUGACGGCCGCCAGCAUCAGAACUAAUUGUCGUACUCUUACUGUGGUUAGCCGGAUUUCAAAUGAUAGCAAGAUCAGUUUCCAGUGAAAGGAGUUUCACAUUGUAUUCUUGUUUCAUAUUUCUUUAUACAAAUAUUGGAAAAUCCAUUACAGUUAUUAAAGGACGUUUCUUUAAUACGGGAAUAUAAUCCUGCCGUGUUUUGUUGUGUAGUUUCGUAAAACACGACCAUACAUUCUAUUGAAUACAGUUUGAUUUCUUUUAAAUUUUGAAGCUCUUCCUGCAGCUUAAAAAUAAAAGUAUUGUACAAAUGACAGUAUUUAUUUAUAAGAUGUACCAUGCCGCAGAUGUAUAUAAUAUGCCUUGAUUAUUAAGUAAAAUAACGAAAGCAAUAAUAUAAAUGAAUGAUGUGGAAUGAUUGUUAACAAUCUGUUAAAUGUUUAUUGCUCCGUUGGCAUUUAUGCAGUGUCUGUGCAGUCAGUGUGAGACAUAAAUAAAUGUGGUGUCGGUGUUUACAUAA